This is a messenger RNA of Ilex paraguariensis (yerba mate), 1110 nucleotides long. NCBI's taxonomy places the organism in Eukaryota, Viridiplantae, Streptophyta, Magnoliopsida, Aquifoliales, Aquifoliaceae. The record is from the annotation of a GenBank genome assembly.
CCUAAGUGUGGUUUUAAUAGGGGCAAACUAUGGUUAAGACUUGAAAAGAAUGAGUCCUCCUACAAACAGCAUUAGAUUCGAUUCUAUUAUCUAUAUCACACUAACAAACACAUCCUUAAAGUCUCUCUCCUAACUCUAAAGUCUCUGGUCUCUGGUCUCUAUUUACAGCAUUGAAGCCUUUGGAUCUGCUUAGCUACGCGUUUUCACUUCUCAAGGUGUCGACCGUACAAAUGGAGGUGAUCGCUAACCAGGCUUUGCUAACGUGCGCUAGGGACACUCUAUCCACUUUGCUGACCUCGAUUGCUGUUGUGGUCAAUGCUGAGUUUCAGGAUUCCAUGGCACUGUUGAUGACAAACGGACCCAAAGGUGAAGGAGAACAUCACGGCAAAAGCCAAUCAGAAUUGGUUGAUGUCGAGGGAGAAGCUGGGCGAUCCGAAUUGGAUGAUGUCGAGGGAGAAGAUGGAGAUGAAAAUGCCAAUGAUAUUGCUGAUGGCGGGGAGGACGGUGGCCUUGGAGGAGGCGAAGAGGACCCAUCUUCUGAAGAGGCAGGAGGGUACGGCAACAAUCCCAACAUCAAUGGCAAUGCCAAGAAUGAACCUGAAGGAGGAGCUGGUGGAGCAGGUGAAGAGAAUGGAGAGGACAAAGAUGAUGAUGAGGGCCAGAAUGACGAAGAUGACAAAGAAGAUAACCACAAUGAGGAAGAAAAUGAUGAUGAUGACGAUGAGGAGGAGGAGGAGGAUGGUGAGGAUGUGGAUGAGGAAGAAGUUCAAGAAGAAGAAGAACCAGAGGAUGAUGAGGAAGAGGAUGAAGACGAGGCAUCCCUUCAGCCUCCUAAGAAGAGGAAGAAGUGAAACUACGAUGCUGGUGUUGCCUGUUUGAGUACUUAAAACUCUGAACUUAGGUCUUUGAACUAUCUAAUCUUAUUUAGCUUAUGAGGGGUAACCAGUUUUAUUGUCUUUCAUUUGCAUGUUCUAGAGAACUUUUAAGAACAUUAGUUGGCAAUUUGAGCAAGUAAAAAUUUCAAUUUCCUCACUUUCAUUCUGAAUGAUCACAAGUUCUCUUUUUCUUUACUUGUUCCUUUUCUUCUGGGUAUUGGAAUCUAAUUUUAAC